Bipolaris victoriae FI3 is the source of this 3234-nucleotide messenger RNA. RefSeq lists its product as hypothetical. NCBI's taxonomy places the organism in Eukaryota, Fungi, Ascomycota, Dothideomycetes, Pleosporales, Pleosporaceae. The record is from RefSeq and is a predicted model, not a curated record. Gene Ontology annotation, biological process: regulation of transcription by RNA polymerase II. The coding region runs from base 1 to 3234 and encodes 1077 amino acids. Gene Ontology annotation, cellular component: nucleus; SWI/SNF complex. Gene Ontology annotation, molecular function: transcription cis-regulatory region binding. The transcript has a single exon.
AUGGACUUCCAGUCUCCCCAGAACACCAUGUACGACACCUCGAGCUUCAUCGAUCCUAGCGCCAUCGCAAACCCCCAGAUGAAUGGCGCGCGCCCCUACAACCCAAUGCCCCAAGUUCCUCAGAAGCGAGACUCCACCGGCGCCGCCCUCUCUCUAUCCCGCUCACAGACACCCUCCCAGCAGCCCCAAUUCGGCUUCCAGCACCAACAGCCAUUCGCCAACACGCCCUCGCCCACCAUGUCAAGCCAGCACUUUGCGCCCGGCCAGAUGGGCGGCCAGCGGAUGCAGACUGCCUCGCCCGCGCAAAACCCCCAUGCGCCCCAGAUGUCGCCCAUGGGCUUCCAACCCUCGUCUAUGAACCAAGCAUUCAACGCAAACUCCGGUAACCAAUUCCCCGUUCAAUCGGUCCAGCUGUCACAAAAUCUGCAGAGUCGCCAGCAGGAGGCGCAGAGGCAGUACGCAAUGCGCCUGCAACAGCAGCAGCAGUUGGGCAACCUCGCCGCGAGCAACAUGGCUGCGCGACAAGGACAGCAGCCAGGCGCACAGAUGCCCGGCGGGAUGCAAAACCCCAUGCAGCAUCCUGGUAUGCAGCCAAACAUGAUGCAAGGUCAAGCACAACAGCCAAACCCCCAGGUCCAAUAUCAGCAGUUUCUUAAAAACGUUGCAGCGCUAUAUGCUCAGCAAAAUCGGCCGUUUAACCCGCAGCCUCAAUGCGCUGGCCGUGUAAUUAACUUGCAGAACCUCUACGCUGCCGUCUUGCGCUUCAAAGGCUCUCGAUUCGCUACCCAGCAGAAUGGCUGGCCACGGAUCGCACAGAUGAUGAACAUACACCCACAGCAGUUCCCCAAUGCCCCUAACGAGUUGCGCCAGAUCUACGAAGCAAACCUGCUCCUCUACGAAACUGCCUACAUCCAGCGACAGCAGCAACAGCAGCAAAUGCAAAUGCAACAACAAAAGGGUAUGCCCCCACAAGGGCAAAUGGGUCAGAUGGCACAGAUGGGGCAAAUGGGUCAGAUGGGUCAGAUGGGCCAGAUGGGCCAGAUGAAUCAAAUGGCCACCAUGGGUCAGCAGAUGUCCCCAACAAGACCGACAAUGCCAGGACAGCAAAACAAUAUUGCAGGACAUCAGGAGUACCUACAACAGCUGCAAAGAUCGCAGGAGUCACUGAAGCAACAACAGCAGCAGCAGCAACAACAACAACAACAACAGCAGCAGCAGCAAGCCCAGCAACAACAACAGCAACAACAAGCCCAGCAACAACAACAGCAACAGCAAGCCCAGCAGCAACAGCAGCAACAGCAAGCUCAGCAACAGCAACAGCAACAACAGCAGCAGCAACAAGCACAGCAAGCACAGCAGCAACAGCAGCAGCGCCAAUCGGUCCCACCUACCCAGCAGCCCCAUCAACAAAUCGACCCAACCGCGCACCUGCCACAAUCAACGCCGUUACAAAGCAAUGCAGCACCUCCGACCGUCAAUGGCAACACACCACAGCCAGAUAUCAAUACGCGGAAGAGCCUCAGCAGACAGUUGGAGGGAACUCCCGUCCCAGGCAAAGAACCCAACCAGGUACAACCUUCUCCAAUGAAGCAAGAAGAGAAUGCCGCAGUUGCCGAUCCAGCUUUGAAUGCCAUUGAAGGACCUGAGAGGCGGAAACCUGUGAUAGAGCAAGAUGAUGGCACAAGAGUCUACCAACCCGCAUGGCGAACUCAAGAUACUUGGGGAGGUCUCGACUUUGACUCUGACAACUUCAAGAACAUGAUCGACACCAUCACAAACUACAAGCCAAAUGUUCCGAUGCUGCCAGAGAUGGGCGUGAUUGACAUCCGAGCGAUCACCAUGAGUAUCAGGUCGGGUUUGCCUGGAGAAGCCCGCUUGGGACUCGACACUCUUACACGGUUGACUUAUGACAACACUAUACAGUUCAAUCUGGCCCACUGCGAAGAUUUGACAGAAGUAUUGGUGGAGUAUGCAGAAGACCUCUUGGAAACAUUGGGCAACGACAAUCCCGAAGUUACCGACAUCAUCGAUCUCAUGUCCUACGAGGAUGUCAUGCACCACUGCCGCGAAGAAGCUGCCUCGCUACUGGAGAUCCCGCAGGUCGGCACAACCGCACACCAUCUCAAUCGUACCGCUGACCGGCUGCUUGCGAUUACCACAAUUUUCCGCAAUCUAUCCUUCCUUGAGGUCAACCAUGACUCCCUGGUCAGCCCUUCAGUUCUCAAAUUCCUCGCAAACUUCAUACGCCUCGUGGGCACGCGAGUUCUGCUUCUCCGCUCACACAUGAACACCUUUGAGUUCAUGAAAGACAUUGUUACUUUCUUCUCCAAUACUAGUGCUAAAGUUGUUCUGCCUAGCCGUGAAGAUGCAUACGCUGUACUGCACUUCCUAUGCGCCUUUGCUCCAAUGCCACGACCUACCGAACCUGUCAAAUUCACGCCCUUUGACCCUCAAAUCCACCGCUAUCUUCCGUCCGCAGUCGACAGUCUAGCAAAGCUGCUUGCUCGUGAUGAUCCCAACCGGACAUAUUACAAGCAGAUUUUCAUCAAUGAGGCGACAGCUACACCAGCGUAUGACCUCCAGACACGAUCCUUUGCCCUCGCCAUCUCGGUCGUGCCUGACCGCAACUACAUUGAGAACAAGAUGUACCAACUGAAGGACCCGCGUCCUAAGGAGGUGCGCAUGUUUGAGGCGCGUAUCGCAGAAUCACGAAAGGCCUAUCUCAUGCAAGGCAUGCUGGCUGCAGAUAUCCUCGCCAGUCUAGCCCCAGGACCUGAAACUGGCAUCUGCCGUGCAUGGCUUGAAUCGGAGGACGGCUGGGCACAUACGCUCCUCAAAUUUGCAAUGUCUCUCUCAGCCACUGACGCUGCCAUCCCCCACCCUCCCCUGCCACCGAACCACCGCGGCCCACGACCCAUGGACCACGACCGAGAAGGUUUCCAACUUAUUGUGCACCGUGCGCUAUCGACUCUCAAGCGCCUAGGCGACAAGUCAAAGGGCGGCGAGCCUCUGGUCAAGGGCGUGCAGCAAAUGAACGGACACAUGGACCACGACAGUAUGGAUGAGGAUGAGGACGAGGACGACAUGGAGAUUUUCAGUUUCAACGGCAGUUCAUGGAGGGUGAAAGCCGACAUUCUACCCCGCAAGGAGACGCUACUUGGUGCACUGUUGACAGCGCAACUCGACGUUCGCAGUCUAAAUCAAUUCUGUAAGAUUGGAUAUUUGGACGAGUAA